GUCGCGCUUAGAUGCCAAGCUUUUAAGUUGAAUCCGACUUUGGCCAUGGCCUUCGCUGACCAGCGCAAGCGCAAGGUUCUGAUAGUCUUGCUUUCCCUGCUGCAAGUUCUAGGUGCUGCGGCUUAUGGAGGCAAAAAGAAGAGCAAGUUUUUGGAAGCCUAUCCAAUGGUAUUCAAAUUCUUACUUUUUUGGUGGUGUGUCUUUGUGUUUGCGGUUAUGACCGUGUACAUCAUAGACCAUUUGAUGUACAAAAGGUUUGGACCAGCAAAGGUGGUGUGGAAGGCUGAGCACAUCUUCAAAGGUGCAUCCCGUGAAGAACUUUGGACAUAUUUGGCAAAUCCCUCCAAAUGGUCGGAAAGCGACCACCCAGUGUUGCAGACCGCCGAUGUGAGCAUGGUGUGUGACAUCAAGGAUCCUCCAUCCGAAAAGGAGAACGAAGAGGAGGAUUUGGCAGCAAAGGAAGAAAAGCCCUUUGAACAUCCCAAGAAAGUUUGUCAGUCGAUAGAGCUUGGACCUUUGAAGAAAGGUCAUGGCAUGAUUCUUAGACACAAGGCUGACAGUGGCCCACAGGCUGGCAGAGUCUUUUGCGUCCGAGAGUGCUCUCAGAUAGAGGAGCCUUCAGAUGGCCCCUUCGUUCUAAUCAUGCGAACAGUGGAGGGAGGGCUGGGCUACCCUUUUCUCGAGAAUACAGAGAUCUCAGAAGUUGAAAUGUUUCCCAGUGAGGCAGCGCAGCUGUGAGAAUAGUUUGCCAUGUUUUCUCCUUGGCUGGAAUGAAGUUUGCAGGAUGGCACCGUCCGUUGCAAGAUGACUGGAAUGGCAGACGUGACAUCUCGUAUUUUCAGAUGGCCAGGUUCCAAUGAUUGAAUAUUGAACAAAGGAAGCUAAGGCUCCGCUUUGAAGGGGCCUAAGGGGGCCCUUUCUAUUUCAUUGUAAGCCACACCAGACAUAUUACUCAGUCAGGUGGGCCAGUCUCCAAAAAGACUCACAAGAGUCCGCAGUGGCUUUCUUGCAGUCGAUUGACCAGGUUGCAGUUCGAGUGAGGCAGAAGUCUUGAGAGUCUUGAGCUUGCGUAGUUCAGGACCAAAAGAAUGCAAUUGCUACCUGUGGGACCUUUCUGUAGGUCUGAAAUCAUCUCAAAAUCGCC
Molecule: messenger RNA, 1144 nt
Organism: Durusdinium trenchii
Lineage: Eukaryota; Dinophyceae; Suessiales; Symbiodiniaceae
Source: the annotation of a GenBank genome assembly